AUGGCGGUACGCAGGCCGCCCGCUCAGCGACUGGCCGACAAGGUCGACCAUCUCCUGAUCAACGUAGAAGAGGCAGUGGUGCAGUAUCAGGCGCAGCGCCUGAAGCGCUGGUCCGAGAAUCAGCGCUCCGUCCUGGAGCGGGCGCUAAAGGUGGAGCAGGCCGUCGCUGCAAAGAACGAGGCCAUCACAUCCAGCGUCGUGGACCACUUGCGCGCAGAAGUCUCCGGCCGCGACGUGGAGCGCCACGAGUCGGCCGCCUCCACCAAGAAGGCCAAGGAGGACUGUGACGAGGCCUUCCGGCAGGAACUCCGUGGCUUUGCGGCGGGCCGCGAGAAGCUGGGACGGACGGUGGCGAGGCAGCAGCUGACGCGCCUGGCGGCCGCUUUCGACCAGGUCAUGGCUUCCAAGUGGCAGCACCUAGAGGAGAUGCUCCAAAGGAAUCUCUGGCACCACCAUGUGGAGGCGCACCGAGCUUCCGGCCGUGCGGGUGGCGCACGCGUGGAAGACCUCCAACAGAUUUGGGAGACGGGCGAGUUGGAAGGCCAUCUUUCAGCAGAAAAGCAGGGCUGGUUACGGUCGCAGCGAGCGGACCUGGAUCACCUGCAAGUUGAAGCCGACACGGAGCUGAAGGAAGCUCUCAAGGACCUGGAGCAGGCCAUUCAAGCCUCCGCUCCUUCCAGGCUGCUGGGGGCUCCAGGGGCGGGAGAGGAUCCGGAGCCCUUGCAGCAGCUUCGCUCUGUGGCUGAGGCGGCUCGGCAGAAGCUUGAGGGGCUUGCAGCCGAGCUCCGCGGCCGCUACAUGCCCAAGCUCGAAGAGGCUUGGAAAGCCUGUGAAGCGGACUACCAUCGGCUUGACCGCGAGCUUCGAGACUUUCACGUGGAGUCCCUGCAGCGCCGUUUCAAGGACAUGGAGACACUACGAGGGCUGAAGCUCCAACUGUGCCGUUGGCGUCUAGACUACCAAGACGCCUACCACAAAGGUUGCCCCGACGAGCGCGCGGCUCUGGACGGGCGGGAACUCCAGCAACGCUUCCAUGUGGCCAGGCGCCUGGUCCGGCAGCUUUGGAGCGGCGGCUCCGUCUCGGCCGGGUCCGCCCAUCGGCUCCUGGCCCAAACCCUCAAAGAGGCCCCGUCGCCCGCUGUCGCCUCCAGCUUGAAGGUCUACCACGCAGAGCUGCGGCGCCUUGGAGCACUGCCGCUUGUCCCGCAUGCCAAGACGCCCGAGCUGCUGAGCUGCUGGCUGCAAGAGGUGAAUUCACAGUGA
Symbiodinium natans is the source of this 1263-nucleotide messenger RNA. The record is from the annotation of a GenBank genome assembly. NCBI's taxonomy places the organism in Eukaryota, Dinophyceae, Suessiales, Symbiodiniaceae.